Molecule: messenger RNA, 1197 nt
Organism: Globicephala melas (long-finned pilot whale)
Lineage: Eukaryota; Metazoa; Chordata; Mammalia; Artiodactyla; Delphinidae
Gene: GPIHBP1
Product: glycosylphosphatidylinositol anchored high density lipoprotein binding protein 1
Biological process (GO): triglyceride homeostasis; positive regulation of lipoprotein lipase activity
Cellular component (GO): plasma membrane
Molecular function (GO): chylomicron binding; lipase binding
Source: RefSeq, a predicted model, not a curated record
GUCUGCGUCCCGCAGGGGAGGAACGGGAGAGUGGGGCAGCCCAGGCCCACACACAGCGCAGCACGGGCAGGCUCCCAGCGGCUCCCCAGGAGGCCUCCACCCUGUCCUGGAUGGUCGGCGUGGAGCUCUGGAGGGCAGGGGCCUCCAGAGGAUAGGGUGUGAGGUGAUGGUGGGAAGGCUUCUCUGAGGAGGUAGCGCCUGUGCGGGUGGGACAGCCUCGUGGACGUUGGCAGGAACAGCAUCCCAGGCAGAGGGAACAGCCAGGACGAAGCCCCGAGGUGGGAGGGAGGGCAGCCGGCAGCCAGUGGGCGAGCGCAGGGCUGGCGGGACAGGCAGGCCCGGCGGGAGGACUGCAGCUGUGCUUUUCUUUGAAAUCCUCUCAACAAGGCCCCCGGAAUGCGGAUGACGACUCACGGCUGAAGAGGCCCAGCGAGGAGCCGGGUGAGCAGACGCGGCAGCUCCGGCAGGAUGAAGGUGCUGGUGGCUGUCCUGCUGGCUCUGCUGCUGUGCGGGCAGCCAGGCCAUCCUGACGGCUACGGGCCAGCUGCUGUAAAGGGCCAGCACACACCCCCUAGUGUUGCCGGUAAGGAACACACAGGCAGAGGGCGGACGCAGGAGGUCGAGGAUGAUGACGUGGACGCUGGACCUGAAGGCUAUGACGAGGACGACGACGAGGAGGACGACGAGGCCAGCGUGACUGCAGGCAGCAGAGGCACAGUGCAGCUGCGGUGCUACUCCUGCCAGUCCCUGCACUGGGAUGAGAGCUGCAGACAGAUGCAGAGCUGCAUCCUCCCCAAGACCUGCAAAACCAUCGUCUCCCACUGGAAUACUGAGUCAGGUCCCCGGACCACCUACUCGGGGUGGUGUGCAGACACAUGUCAACCCAUCAGCAGGACGGUGGAUGGAUCCCUGACGACCAUAUCCUGCUGCCAGGCCAGCCUGUGCAACAUCCCGCCCUGGCAGGACCCCCAGGGAAGCGGGGCAGGUGGCCCCCGGGGUAGACCCUCAACCGUGGCCACCGCCCUCCUGUUCAGCCUCCUCGCCGGCCUUCAGGCAAUGGUGUUCUGAGUGGGGGGGGGGGGUGUCCCACCCCCACCCCCAGCCCGGCUUAUACCCUGGCUGGUCAGCACUCUGCCCACUGUCUUCCCCUCCCUUCCCCUCCCCUGCCCCCACCCCAGCUUUGGAGAAUAAACUGGA